Coccinella septempunctata (seven-spotted ladybird) is the source of this 523-nucleotide messenger RNA. Its product is annotated as serine protease inhibitor dipetalogastin-like. The record is from RefSeq and is a predicted model, not a curated record. Gene Ontology annotation, molecular function: protein binding. Bases 65 to 370 code for a protein of 101 amino acids. The transcript has 3 exons. Lineage: Eukaryota; Metazoa; Arthropoda; Insecta; Coleoptera; Coccinellidae.
GCAAUCGCCCAAUAAAAUUUAAUAAUCCUUGUAAAACCAUUCAAUUUGAAGGGAAUAUAAAUUGAUGCCAACAGUUCUUAUUUGUAUUGUUACCUUUGCCGUGCGAAACGAAAUAGUUAUGGAACUUCGUUUGUUUCUUUUCAUAUUUCACAUCAUUUUAGCGGCAACUGGUUCUUUCGGUUCGGGAGACUAUCAUGAUUUAGAUUUGGCCAAUAAAAAAUCAUGUCAAUGUACUAUGCGUAUGAACUACAGCCCAGUCUGUGGUUCUGAUGGGAAAACGUAUGGUAAUGAAGACAAACUCUACUGCAGGCAAGAAUGCUACGAUCCAGGUUUAACAAUUGCUUAUGAAGGUAAAUGUAGAGGAAAUUAACAGAAUAUAAGGACACGAGGAACACUGAACAACUGAUGGUAGUUAUAGUGAAACUAAAUUCAUUCGAAUCCUUCAGGCAUUGGGAACUGUGAAAAACAGAUUAAUUCAAUCAAAUAUGGAAAUUGUUAUAUAAUAAAGGAAUAUUCUGGAAAA